UGUCAACAACACACGGUUCACACCCCGCUUAGGGUCGCCAGUUUCACAAGAGCAGUCCGAGGGAGUGUGCGUACCAAGUGAUCAGUCUCUAAUACACGUUCUUUUUAGUGAGUUUCUGAGUUUACCAGAAUGAAACUGCAAAGUUAGUGAAACUUCGUUGGAUUAGGUGUGAAAUAUAAACAGGAAGACAAGAAACAUAGCAUUGGGGUGAAAUAGUGGUCAACAUGAGGAACUGUCCAGGUGUCGUGAACGUGAAGUGUUUGAUAUUGCUUCCUGUAGUGGGUUACAUAUUUACCUUUCCGACUCCUAAGCAAUCAAAGUUCGUAGCUGUUGACUAUUAUGGCCAGGACUCCAGCAAGACAGAGAACGGCGAAGGGAAGUAUGUCAGUGAUUCGCAGGUUAAUGAGAUGGAAAGCAACAGGCAAUUCCCUUCAAGUACACUGCCUUUCAUAUCCGAUAUGAUUGAGCAAGAAUACCACAACGUCACUGGUGUUGGUCUGUCCCAGGGCCUUCAUGCUCUGGGAGACGCCAUUUUAAAGGAAACUCAUCCCAGUGCAGUGAGUUCCGAGGCCAAUAUCGAUGGUUCCUCUCUCACUAACAUUAUCAACAGCUUGGGGAAUCUUUUGGGGGGUCUAGCGCGCUUAGGAGACUUGCCGAUGAAUUUGAGUGAUUCAUCAGAUGUGAGCAAAAAUCGAACAUUGGUAAACAUAAACCAUACAUCAGAGGAGGUGAGUGGAGAUGAGGAUGGCAUGGGGGAGAAAAAUAGAAAAAGUGAUGAAGAUGAUGAUCAGCCACGUGAUCAGAAGGCUGAGCAAGGGGACUAUGAAGCUGUAGGUUGUGGCAUCAAUAGUGUGCAGGCAAGGAUCCUGGGUGGUCAUAUUACAGGGGUAAGAGAGUGGCCAUGGCAGGUAGCUCUGAUCCAUGCCCCAUCUGGGAAAGUUUUCUGUGGAGCUUCCCUCCUCAACAAACGUUUCCUUCUUACUGCUGCUCACUGUGCUGCAGUGGUGCCACUCCAUGAGUUAAUAAUAUGGUUGGGUGGCUACGAUCUGUCACUUCCUGCUGAAGAUGGACGGGUGGUUCAUAGAGCAUCACACAUCAUCAUCCACAAGGACUUUAACCCAUUUACUAUGGCUAAUGAUGUGGCACUCAUAAGAGUCACUGAGCCAGUCAACAUGACUUAUAGUGUACGACCUGUCUGCCUACCUGAUGUCAGUGAAUGGGAUGUUUCAUUUGUUGCUGGAGAAGCUGGCCUGGAUGGCACUGUAACUGGCUGGGGACUGACUGAAGAGCAGGGCGAGCAAUCAAAAGUUCUUCUCAAGGUGAACCUCCCCUUCCUUAGUGUUGAUGACUGUAAGCAACGAUAUAAAGGCAUCAAUCCAGUCUCGUUGAAAAUGCUGUGUACGCUCCACAACUCGGAGGACGGUAUCAGUAGAGAUUCUUGUAAGGUGAGUUUGUGGAUGGUGAAGAUGUUAAGAGCUUGCAAUAAGUUUGAACAACUGCUUCAUGGACGGCAGUUUUUGGACUUGACUAAUGGAGCAAUAAAACUUGGAAUCUCAUGA
Homarus americanus (American lobster) is the source of this 1559-nucleotide messenger RNA. RefSeq names its product venom serine protease 34-like. Bases 225 to 1559 code for a protein of 444 amino acids. The record is from RefSeq and is a predicted model, not a curated record. The transcript has 6 exons. Gene Ontology annotation, molecular function: serine-type endopeptidase activity. Gene Ontology annotation, biological process: proteolysis. NCBI's taxonomy places the organism in Eukaryota, Metazoa, Arthropoda, Malacostraca, Decapoda, Nephropidae.